Messenger RNA from Astyanax mexicanus (Mexican tetra), 2389 nucleotides. RefSeq names its product Jun dimerization protein 2b (gene jdp2b). Gene Ontology annotation, molecular function: RNA polymerase II cis-regulatory region sequence-specific DNA binding; DNA-binding transcription factor activity, RNA polymerase II-specific. Gene Ontology annotation, cellular component: nucleus. Lineage: Eukaryota; Metazoa; Chordata; Actinopteri; Characiformes; Acestrorhamphidae. Gene Ontology annotation, biological process: regulation of transcription by RNA polymerase II. The transcript is spliced from 4 exons. The coding region runs from base 160 to 648 and encodes 162 amino acids. The record is from RefSeq and is a predicted model, not a curated record.
CGCCCCCGUACAGAUGUUGACGAAACGGCUCUCCCCAGUUCCGCAUGCCGCCGCGGAGGCUAUAUAAGCGCGCUGAUGCAACGAGACUCACAGCAGCGCUCGAGCGACGGGACGGAGGGCUCGUGACACAUUUCAGACGAAGAACACAGGUAGACCGUAAUGAUGCCCACUCAGAUGCGUGACCCCGUGUUGCAAGCUGGUUCUCUGCCCAGUUUGUCUCCCCUUGCUGGGUUUCCAGCCUCCACACUAACAGAGCAGCUCAGGCUUGUUGAGAUGUACAGCCUCAGACCCUCAGAUACUACCAUAGAGCUUCUACACCCUGGCAAAAGACCCUUCAGUUUUCUGCAGAGUGAGGUGGCUGAUGAAGAUGAGAGGAGAAAGAGGAGGAGAGAGAAGAACAAAGUUGCAGCGGCGCGCUGUCGAAACAAGAAGAAAGAAAGAACAGGCUACCUUCAGAAAGAGUCAGAGCGUCUUGAACUACUGAAUGGGGAGCUGAAGGCGCAAAUUGAGUCCCUGAAGAAGGAGAAGCAGCACCUCGUCCACAUGCUCAACCAGCACAGACCCACCUGUAUCGUCCGUAGAGACAGUGUCCAGACCCCCGAGAAGGAACAGAACCCACUACUCCAGCAGCUCUCUCCUGCCCACUGAUGCCCACUCGCCACAUUCAUGCUGAUUUACUCAGCACACGCUCCUGUCACAGCCUCUUACUGCACAGCAUUGUACUGCAUCAGAGUGUGUGUGCUUGGGUUGUUAAUCCUAUGAGACCGGCUCUGUAUCCCAGCAGCUGAUCUCCAGGACCACCGCAGUGAGGAGAAGAGCCGAGAGUGGAGAGCUGUGAGGGGAAAAGAGGAGAAACUGAAGUACGAAUUACUUUUCCCACCAGCGCUGCCCAGCCUCACUGAUGAACACUGAAAAAUGCUUCCCGUUUUCUGUUGGCUAAUUGGUGGGCCAUUAGCUUCCAUUCAUUGUAAGCUACAUUAGCCUCUUAGCUUCAUGGGGGAAAGCAAACUCGGUGACGGACUUAAGACUUGCUUGUUUAGCAGAUAUAUAGGAAUUGCCUCUACAAACUUUCAACUUCCUUAUCUGUUUGGAAACUGAGGUGCAGCACAUUUGCCAGUCUUGCCAUGUUUAAGAAGCCAAACUGAACUGAGAACUGCAUUGUUUUUUUUUCUUUCUCCUCUAUAAUGCACAACAUAUGUCUUCCAUGACUACGGCUUCUCUCAGUGCACUGAAAUGAGACAUAGUCCAGAUACACUCAGCUAUAAAAUCUGGAUCAAACAAACAAACAAGCAGCAAUUAUGACUUUUAUACCAUACCCUUACUUACCUUUCAAUGAAGGUAAACCUAAGCUUUUUAUGCCAAAUUAAACUAGAGUAUUUCUAUUCAUUAACUUUUUAUCAUAAUUGUAUUAUAAACAACACCUUUCAAGUACAUGAGAUAAAUAUAAAUUAUAUAGUGAGUUGGAUGAUACAGCAUAAAUCUCAUAUCGCAAUACAUGCAGUAAUUUUUAUUGUAAUAAAUGACACUAUUUUCUGAUAUUCAUACUUUUUAAGGGUUGGCAAUAUAGAUGCUAGACUUUCAAAAUAUUUUCUAAAUAAGUAAUUUUCAUUACAGUGUUUUGUUUUGCCUUCAGCAAGCCUGAAUAUUUGCAGCAAAACUGCAGGGUUGCGGUUCCAAAGGUAUCAGAGUGUGGUACAAAUAAAUGGGGAAAAAAAUAAGCAUUUCUUUUCAAUCAGCUGCUUUUGCUAUGCUGUAAAUGCAAGUACUGUUCACUGUGGUUGUUUACAGGCAUGUACAAGCAUGGUGUUUCAGAAAUGCUGAUUGUACCCUUAAAACUCAGGAUAGAGUAUUGUGACCGAUUUAUCACAUUAUUAAUAAAUAAUAAUGACAAAUAUAUGACAUAUACAAAAUGUAUGACAUAUACAGUGUAAACUGAUCUCUAUUUAGUGUACGCUUACAUUCGCACUCAUUCUCUGACCAAGAAAUAGCAGUGCAUUAGAGAUGUUCUGUAUUUGUAGCAUUAUGGACCUACCUAAUCGUAUGGGUCUUACAUUUUAUGAUACUGUUGAAAUAGAUGCCAAAUCCUUUGAACAGCCACCAGAUGGUGCCAUUUGAUAACCUCUUGUGUGCACAGAUUUUGGCGCUGUUUUAAAUGUGUACUGUAUUUGUAUUUGUAUGUUUUUUUUUUUUACUCCGUGCAUGCACUUGUACCUUGCACUCAAUUAUUGUAUUACUAUUAUAUAUAAUAUUCUAUCACUUGAUGUGGUGACAUGUAUUUUUGUAUUUUGGUCUUGCAUGGAAGGCUCUGCUGUGCGGAGUCGCUGAAUUGUUUUGUUUUAUGAAUAACGUGUUUUGUUAUAUGAAACCAAUAAACCCAGGGGAAAACUAA